Molecule: messenger RNA, 1275 nt
Organism: Guyanagaster necrorhizus
Lineage: Eukaryota; Fungi; Basidiomycota; Agaricomycetes; Agaricales; Physalacriaceae
Exons: 5
Coding region: 245-1213 (322 amino acids)
Source: RefSeq, a predicted model, not a curated record
UUACCUGGUACUGGAACAACCGCCUAGCUCAAAGGAGCGUGUUCUUAUCAAAUGCCUCAUAAGCAGUCAUCGGUUCAUAGGCAUUCAAUUCUGCAGUUCAUUUAACCGCCGACAUAGUAUCACACCCACCCACGAGGGUUUACGGAGUGGUUUCUUUUCCGAUUGAUGUUGCGCGUGCUUGGCGGAGUUGAAAUGGAAUAUAAGAACGAGUAAUUUGUUCGUCGAGGACUCGUGGUGCUCCAACAUGGCCUCCUAUCCAGCAGCGUUCUCACUUCAGUACCGCGAUACACUGCUGAAUGUGACAUUGCUCGAAUCUCUGCUCUAUGGGAUGUACACUACUGUUGUGGCUUUUACGAUCUGGGUAGUCGCUGUCCGUGAUAAAGGCAGAGAUCGCCUCAUUCAUGGCGGACUGGUCCUCGCAAUGCACCUCAUCGCCACAUCCCAUCUCGCUGUUCGAUGGGAUUUCAUCCGAGGGGGGUUCAUAAGACAUGGCCAAACGGAGGAAACGACAUACGACUAUUUCUUCGAUGCGCCCAAGUGGAUGCUCCUGAGCACAGCGGCUUUCAUGGCAAAUACCCUUAUCGCAGAUUGCAUCAUGAUCUGGCGGUGCUGGAUCAUCUGUGGCCGAAAAUGGAUGUUCGUCGUCGUGCCAGGGCUAUGUACCAUCGUUGGAACGAUUUUCGCAGGUUUCAGCAUCUACCAACAAACGGCUACGCCUCCCCCCGGGAGCGCAUGGAGCACCGCCCAGAUCGACUGGUUGCUCCCCUACUUCUCCAUGUCGCUUGCCGUAACGCUGCUGUGCACGCUGCUCAUCAUAUAUCGGAUCACAGCUGUUAGACCAAGUAUCAAGAAGGAGACGCGCUGGCUCUGGUCCAUAGAGGCCAUCAUCGAAUCCGCAGCGCUGUACGCUAUAGCGCUGAUCAUCCUGUUGGCUUUCUACGCCACGAAUGAUGUGCAUACGAACUAUCCGAUAGUCGUUGCGACUAUAAUUACUGUGAGCUUCGCUUUGGCGCUCUCUCUCUCUUCCCCGGGGUUGAUGGAUGUGCUAUCCUUAGGGCCUGGCGCCUACGCUGAUCGUUGCUCGGGUAUCAGUAUCGGGCGGUGCGACGAUGACGAGGAGGAUGCCGGAAUCGUCCUCAUCCUCGUCCUGGCAUAUGUCUCCGCGGUCUUUCUGGGCAUUUUACUGUCCAAGGAGCGGUUCCACAGAGUGUAAUAACGCGUGUCUGGCAUCUCAUGCUUCUUGCGAAUCUGAGGUUGAGAAAGAAAAAGAGUAUU